UCCAGCCUUCCGAUUCUGCUCGGGGGGACCGGCGGAAUUUUACUACAACGCCACCAGACAAGCAUGCAUGAUGCUGACACCUGACGGGCCUGGUCUCUGUAACCGCGGUCGCAAUCGCUUCACGUCCAUGGAGAGCUGUCGGCAACAGUGCGUGGACGGCGACACACUGGCUCCGGAAUGCUACCAGAAGGCUGUGCUGGCGCAAUGCGAGGCACGGGACGUCGUGGACACGUGGUGGUGGUACCUGGAAGGAAAGGGCUGUCGCCACUGGCGGUUUCCUCGGGGUCGUUGCCCGUCCACGGAAGGAAACGUCUUCCCGACGUCCUUGGAGUGCGUCCGCAGAUGCGUCGACGCCAGGGGGAGCCAUGCGCCGUGCAUUGCCCCACAAGGCGUGGCCUGCAACGUCAAGCAGCUGCGCUUCGGCUUCAUUGCAGAGGCGUCUCCGCGUGGUUCCGGAGCCAGGCGCUGCCGCCAGCUGCCUUCCGCCGGCGGCGAAUCCAAACUGCAGCGCUGCCUGGCCGGUGCCAACAAGUUCCCAACGCUGGAGGCAUGCCAGAGGCGCUGUGUGCGCGCUCGUCCAUAGGAAACGCCCGAGCGCGCGCAUUACAGAAGCGUUGUUUUGAAAAUUAAUUGCGCUCAUCUCGUUUCCGCUGCUUAGCGUCCCUCUGUCGUCUCAAUUGGUGCGCUUGUGGUCAUUUGGGUUAGUCAGCGAAAGGUCACGCUGGAAAUGCCUUCAAAUGUACGGCAUUUAGAAGCGCUACGUACGAAUGCAGCAGGCACACCAAUUUCUAGCUUGAACCCAU
Messenger RNA from Dermacentor andersoni, 803 nucleotides. Its product is annotated as papilin-like. The record is from RefSeq and is a predicted model, not a curated record. Gene Ontology annotation, molecular function: serine-type endopeptidase inhibitor activity. NCBI's taxonomy places the organism in Eukaryota, Metazoa, Arthropoda, Arachnida, Ixodida, Ixodidae.